CUAAAUCUAGGAUCCCCACCUCCAGAGCUCCGGGUCACGCGGGGAAGGUGUGGUCUCAGGUCACAACACUCCGAAAGGUCGCGCCUGGGACCACAAAUGCCCGCGGGACAGCCAACCCCGCGCAUGCGGAAAGAACUUGCGCUGGGCUCGGCCUAGUUCGCGAAAAAAAAAAAAAAAAGAUGGUGUCUCGCGAGACUUGCGGGGGGUUGCUAUAGUAGCAAAGAAGCGUUAAGAUUCCAGUUCCACCGGCUAAGAGGAGCAGCCUUCUUCUGCUCUGAUCCCCUCGGUCGGCGCCCCCCCCGCAGUUCCGGACCCCCAGAGCGCCUCUCAGCCGCUGCUGUCCUUCCCGCCUGGCCUCCGCGCGGCCCCCGAGGCUCCCGGCCGAGCGGCUCUGAAGCGCCUGCUGGGAACAACAAAAAAACUAUGUGUUCAGGUUAAUCCGAGUGACUCAGUUCCGCUACUACUAUGGACACUUCAUCCGCAGCUGGCAAGCCAGUCCAGAUCACUGUGAUGGAUGGAUAUGACCUGAAAGGUAGUAAAGGGGAUGCUGCAGUUACCUUUGUUCGGGCAGAAUUUAAUAAUGCAGUCUUGGGAGACUCGUCAAAAAUUACCGUUUCUUCUGAAGGGACAGCAAAAUACAACUUUACCAGCAGUUUUGAGUUCACUUCCGAUGGAGCCAAUACUUUAGAUGACCUUGCCCACAAACCUGUGUUCUUGACUGUGUUUGAAGUUUUACCAAAGGAAAAGAAACAGAAAGAGGAGAAGACUACAAUUCUGGGUCAAGCUGUUGUGGAUCUUCUUCCUUUGCUAGAAGGAGAAUGCACAUUUGAAAUAAUGGCCCCAUUACAUCCUGUGGUUGGUUCCCCUUUAGAGAAUCUUCGACCAGGAGCCAAAUGUUGUCUUGAGGUAACAGUAUCUGUCUCAGAGGCAUUACUGACUACAGCCCAGAUAUUGGGUGGGAACCUUUUAAAGGUGACUUUAGAGGCUGCCUAUUCUGUGCCUGAGAGUUUUGUGAUCACAGGACCUCAACAAAAUUAUAUGGUUGGUUUGCAAGUUCCAUCAAUUGGAGAGAAAGACUAUCCCAUAUUCUUCAGAAGUGGAAUCCUAAAACUUGGUGGGGAAAGGGAACCGGUUCCCCGGCCCAAAAAAUGGCCUAUUUCCAACAUCCUGGCACCAGGAGCUCAGUACAUUCCUGAUUCUUUCAUUACUGGUGGUCCUUAUGUUGAGGAAGAUGGCGAACUCAACAAUCCAGAGGACAAAGACUUCAGAAACCAAGCAGAAAUUUCAAAGAAAAGAAUCGUUUGGGAUUUGGAAAGUCGCUGCUACCUUGAUCCUCCAGCAGUUGCCAAUUUUCAGAAACGAAUUGCAGAUUGCCGUUUCUGGCCAGUGGAGAUAACAAGAAUUCCCAUAAUUCCUGUGAUCAAAGGGAAAUCUGCAAAAGUUGAUAAGACUGAGGAUGAAGCACAAGUUUUCUUUCAUGGUGUGGCCUAUGUUAAUAUGGUCCCUUUGUUGUAUCCCGGUGUGAAGAGAAUCCGAGGAGCUUACCGUGUUUAUCCUUAUGCAGAUGGUAUAGUAUAUGAGAAGACAAAGUGCCUGUUCAGCCUUUUCCGGGAUCUUGGACACCAGAGUAAACUGGGAAACGUUACAGGGGUCAAUUCCCCGCUGGUUAAACCAAUUCUCUCCAAGAACCUGAGGGAGGAAAAGCCGCCCAAAGAGAAAGACACUACAUCUAGUAUAAAAUCCCAGAGCUCAGACAACCCUCUGGAAGGUGAUACUUCUCUGAACCAGAAUUCAGAAGGACAGCAAUACGUGGAAGCCGGAACAUACCUCCUUCUGGAGUUUGAACUGGAGAAAGCCUUAGUACCGAAGCGAUUGUCAGAAGAACUUGCAUCUCGAGUCAAGGAAAUCAUUCCUAUACGACCUGCCCUUGUCCGUCGAACAGGAGGAGCUCAGAAGGCAGUGGAUGAUUACCACACUCAGAUCCAGAACAUUGCCACGGCCAUCUUAGAUGAAUACCACAAGAUGUUUGGCAAAGAGCUGACUACAGGAAAAGAUCUGGAUAACCAAACUCUGGAGGAUCACAAGUGCCAACUCAAUUAUGAGCUCAAUUGUUCUGGAAAAUAUUUUGCUUUUAAAGAACAGCUUAAGCAUUCAGUGGUGAAGAUUGUGAGAGAGAAGUACCUGAAGACAACUGCAUUUGAAAACCAGGAAGAGCUGCAAGCGUUUAUCAGUGAACUGUAUAUAUUCUUAGUGGAUCAAAUGCAUGUCAUCUUGAACCAGAACAUGCCAGAAGAGGCACAGGGCUCCACGGCUGUGGUCACCCCCACCUCUUCAGAUCAACUCCGACUCUUUGCUUACGAAGCCCAGGUCAACGAAGACUUCCCUCUGGCCACAGUGUACUACGAGGAGAGACUGGUUCGUGACAACCAGAACGUGGAGCACUGGCUGGAUUAUGGCUCCUUCUGCCUUCUGACCAACGAUGUUCACAAAGCACAAGAAUGUUUUCGUAAAGCUCUUUCACUGAAUCAGACAAACAUAGACAGCCUACUGCUGUGUGGUCUUCUGGCUAUUAUGAUGGAGCACUAUGACCAGGCCGAGAUUUUUUUCGAAGAUGCCACUUGCUUGGAACCAGCCAAUGUUGUGGCAUGGACUUUGCUUGGCUUGUUCUAUGAAAUUCAAAAUAAUGAUAUCCGAAUGGAAAUGGCAUUUCAUGAAGCCAACAAACAGCUGAAUGCUAAAUUAGCCAAGGAAAAGUCAACUGCUGAGACUGUUGAUAUUGGAGGGAAGCUAGAACCCAGUUUAACAAAUGUAGGAGUUGUGAGAACUUCUUCACCAACCAAAGGAGAUGUAACACAAGAUACCAUAUCCAUGCUAGAUGAGCUUCUUGAAGACACAACCAAAACCCAGCCUGAGUCUGCUGAGCAUCGUAAACCAUCGCUCCAGCAUCAGGUCCUGAGUCCCAUCCAAAGAAAUUCCAAGUCAUUUACUAAGGAAAAGAAAGGUUCAAAAGGUCAUAUGUCAACAUCCGUUCUGGCUUCCCCAGCCUUUCAUGGAGUUUCCCCCAAAUCCAGCAGUAUCUUCAUGGAGACCACACGCUUCUUGAUGAAGGUCAAUGCUGUUCAGAUGGGAGAGGAGGGGACAAAGCAGUCCUCCCCAGGCCGCCUUCAUGUAGCAGACGUCAUUAGAAUGCCCACCUGCAUGCCCAAGUUUGUCCACAGAGUGCUCGCCCAUGAAUUGAUGCACCCCCAAGGAGGCCCUAGCUGUGAAUAUUACUUGGUCCUGGCCCAGACACACCUUCUUAAGAAGGAUUUUGAGAAGACAGAAGAAUACCUCCAAGCGGCCAACCAGAUGGAUUACCUGAACCCCAAUGUCUGGGGUCUGAAGGGACACUUCUUCUACCUGAAUGGAAACUUUGCUGAAGCCAAGGAGUGCUACGAGCGGACUGUUAGUUUUGUAGUGGAUGCUGCGGAAAUGCACUUCAUCUAUUUGCGACUAGGAUCCAUCUAUCUAGAAGAGGGAGAGAAUGAAAAAGCAAAGAACACCUACAUGAUGGCUUGUAAAAGAUCACCUUCGUGCCUGACCUGGCUGGGAGUGGGAAUCGCCUGCUACCGGCUGGAAGAGUUCUCAGAGGCUGAGGAUGCCCUUUCUGAAGCCAAUGCCAUGAACAACUACAAUGCUGAAGUUUGGGCCUAUCUGACUCUGGUCUGCCUAAAAGCUGGGAGGAAACUGGAAGCAGAACAGUCUUACAAAUAUACAUUAAAGCUGAAGCUGAAGGAUGAAGCUUUGCUCCAGGAGAUCCACAUGGUGCAAGACAUGGUUGGCUUUGGGAAUCCUUCCUUCUAAUGACAUAUUCCAGAAAGACCUUCUUUUGUCAUUAUAUAAGGCAGAAAUUCCCUGAGGUCCUGAAUCCUAAAGGAGUCAGGCUAGUCCUAA
Messenger RNA from Sarcophilus harrisii (Tasmanian devil), 3933 nucleotides. RefSeq names its product cilia and flagella associated protein 70 (gene CFAP70). The transcript has 29 exons. Gene Ontology annotation, molecular function: protein binding. Lineage: Eukaryota; Metazoa; Chordata; Mammalia; Dasyuromorphia; Dasyuridae. Gene Ontology annotation, biological process: cilium movement; cilium assembly. The coding region runs from base 466 to 3843 and encodes 1125 amino acids. The record is from RefSeq and is a predicted model, not a curated record. Gene Ontology annotation, cellular component: extracellular exosome; motile cilium.